AUGCAUAUCCUUCUUCUCCUCAUUCGCAGCCAUCUUCUUCUUGAAGGCGGCGUGGUUCUCGGCCUUCUUCACCUUGCGCUUGGCGGCGGCGUCGUUGCGGAUGGUGAGGAGCUCCUGCAUGAAGCUGCGGGCCUUCUUCUCCUCGCGGUCGUUGGUGACGACGGCGCGCUUGUCCAUGUAGGUGGCCUUCUUCUGCCGCUUGGUCUCGACGAUCUGGGACUUGAAGGGCAGCUCGGCGGCGAGGGCGCGGGGCACGCGGAGCGGGUUGAAGUGGCGGUUCUCGCGCUCGAUCUUGCGGUACUGGCUGUUCUUGAGCUGCGGGGUCUCGACCCCCUCGUCGCGGCGGACCUGGCCCGUGAGGCGCAUGGCCUGCCAGCCGAGGAGGUUGUUGACGGGGUUGUAGAAGCGGUGGGGCCGGACGGGGUACCAGGCGCGGAGGAAGACGAUGUCGCUGAGGAGGAUCUUGUCCUCGAAGGUGGCGCGGAAGUGGCCGUCGGGUUUGGAGAGGGCGCGCUUGAUCUGGCCGCGGAUGCCGGACACGGUCUUGAUGGAGGCGCCCUCGAACUUGGCGAUCUCGAGGGACGAGGAGAACAUGUUCUUGAUGAAGGCGGUGUUCUUGAAGAUCUUGUAGGGGUGGCCGGUGAGCUUGAGCUUCUUGACGAUCUCGGUGGACUCGUCGACGCUGAGGACGGUGCCCGUGGCGGCGAUGCGGAAGCCGGCGGUGGAGGGGGCGAGGGAGUUGAAGCAGACGAAGCCCGUGUUGGGGGCGAUGAGGGGCGCAUAGAUGGUGCCGAAGCAGUGCAUGUGCUCGGGGGUGUACUUGAGCAUGCGGCUGCGGGUGCGCGAGUCCGACAGGCUGUAGAUGGGCAUGGUCUGGAAGCGGCGCCAGCCCAGGGAGAAGAUGAGGGGAUCGUUGGUCUUGAGGAUCCUCUUGUGCCAGCGGUGGCGCUUGAUGCGGACCUGGACGAAGCCGAAGCGGUCCUCGGUGGCAGACAGGCCGCCGACGAUGAUGGGGGUCCGCGAGCUGAACCUGGUAACGAACUCGGCGGGGACGUUCUCGAGGACGAUCUUGGCGUACUUGCCUGCGCGGUAGCCCUCGACGGCCUCGCGCUGGCGCUCGUCCAGGUUGUCGAACUCCUCCUUGUUGAUGUCGAGCUGCUUCUGGAUGACGGCCUUUUGGGCGUCGUACCAUUCGUCCUCUCCAAACUCUUGGAUGUCGCCGCCGUCGCGUCGGGCGUUGGCCUUGUCGUUGAGGAAUCCGUCUCUGUCUUCUUCUUCGAAGCGCUGCUUCAGUUCCUCCUUCCUUGCCGCGUUCUUCUUGCGCUCGGCUUCGAUCUCUUCUGCGGUCUGCUGCUGAGGCUCUGUUGGUUGCUCGGCCUCGAGGUCUUCAAAGACACCAUCGCCCUCGUCAUCCUCGUCGUCGUCCCCAAAUCCAUCCAUGUCAUCAUUGUCACCGUCAUCAUCGCCGUCUUCGUCGCCUCCGCCGAAGCCGCCGGUUGCGAACCUGCGUUGUAG
This is a messenger RNA of Clonostachys rhizophaga, 1515 nucleotides long. NCBI's taxonomy places the organism in Eukaryota, Fungi, Ascomycota, Sordariomycetes, Hypocreales, Bionectriaceae. The record is from the annotation of a GenBank genome assembly.